Theobroma cacao (cacao) is the source of this 549-nucleotide messenger RNA. The record is from RefSeq and is a predicted model, not a curated record. Lineage: Eukaryota; Viridiplantae; Streptophyta; Magnoliopsida; Malvales; Malvaceae.
AUGGAGUUUCUUAAGGAUUAUGACUGCACCAUUCUUUAUCAUCCUGGUAAGGCUAAUGUAGUGGCGGAUGCCUUAAGUCGAAAGUCGAUGGGGAGUCUAGCACAUAUAUCUAUAGAUAAAAGAUUCUUAAUUCGGGAGAUGCAAGGUUUAAGAGAUAUGGCUGUGUAUUUCAAAGUUUCAGAGACAAAUGCAUUGUUAGUAUAUUUUAGAGUUAGACCUAUCUUAAUAGACCGGAUUAGGGAAGACCAAAGUAAAGAUGAGUUCGUGAUUAAGGCCUUAGAGGACCUUCAAGGAAGGAAAGGAAAAAUGUUUACUAAAGGCACAGAUGGAUUAUUGAGGUAUGAAGCCAGACUUUAUAUGCCUGAUAGUGAUGGAUUGAGGAGAGAAAUCUUAGAUGAGGUGCAUAUGGCAGUGUACGUGGUACACCUAAGAGCUACAAAGAUGUAUCAAGAUUUGAGAGAGGUAUAUUGGUGGGAAAGACUUAAGAAAGAUGUAAUUGAGUUUGUCUCUAAGUACUUGGUUUGUCAGCAAGUUAAGGCUGAACACUAA